UCAUCAAUCUCAAGCCUUGUACGAUUGUACGUAGGAAUUCCAAUAGGUUCAUGCAUGCCUGUCGUCAACUCUUUUGGUAGCUCUUCACCCUUUCGGUAGCGCAGCUGAGCAUGAUGUUUGGAGCUGUUGAGCCCCAAAGCUUGCUGAUGGCUGUGCCACGACGACGAAGGCUUCCGGAGGAGCUUGUGCCGGAACGGUGGAAAAGUUUGAAUGCAACAGUUAGAUUUGGAGCGUAUCAUUCAUUGAUUCCGUUCCCACUCCAUCACUCGUCGAGUACUCGUACUCGUACCUCCAUUCAUCUUUGUUUUCGCAGUGGCUGUUUUAGAUGAAACGCACCUUCCUGCUAUUCCUAGCAGUACUUGUCCCCUCCUGUUCCAUAUCUGCUUCCUCGUCCUCGGGUCUUCGAGGCGGCAACCUUGGCCAUGGUUCUGCCAAUCCUGCAAAAGAAGAAACGCAGCAGCAUAGCGUUCUGUUUCAGAAGGGAUUCGUAUCAACCUGGCUAGACGAAAAUGUUUGGGAUCACCCCGUACUAGCCGCCGAUCGAGUGGUCUUUCAAUUGCCCGAAAGCUUCACGGAGCAGAGUGGAAGUGCAUCAUCUUUAGACACAAUCGAGGUCGAUCCUACUAGUCAGCAGCGGUUGCUGGAGGGUGAAGUGGUGCCCACAAAUCAGGGCGAAGGCUUGGUGGUGUCGGUGACCUUUCGGGAGAUUUACAAGGUUAUAAUUUUCAUUGCCUUUGCCUGGCUGCUUGGAACACUAUCCGUGUACAUUGGCUUACCAAGCCUCGUGGGAGAGAUUGUAGCUGGGUUUCUUCUGGGACCCCCUCUGGCAAACUUUGUGCCUUUCCCCGGGGCAUUAGUGUUGGCUGGCAACAUUGGACUCAUUGGCUUGAUCCUGGAAUCAGGAAUUGGUUUGGAUGUGGCUCAAUUGACGGAAGUAGGCAGUCGAGCUCUGGUGAUGGCCGUUCUGGGGUCAUCCAUGCCACUGUUGGCUGGAUUUGGUGUAGGACGAUGGAUAGGGAAGGAUGUCAAAUCUGCGAUUGCUGUGGGCGCAGCCUUUGCCCCUAGCUCAUUGGGUGUCGCUUCAGCCGCUUUGAGCGCUGGGGAAGUUCUGAACACGCCAAUUGGGCAACUCAUUGUUGCCAGCAGUGUUUUCGAUGAUGUGUUUGGCUUGAUCUUGCUGAGUAUCCUCGAGGUGUUUGCCAAUCCAAAUCCCACAGCGUUUGACUACAUCCUCCCCUUUUUGGCUAGCUUUGGCUACUUGGUUGUUCUUGGGCUUCUUGGCAUCACAGUCCUUCCGAAGCUCAUCGAAAAGAAGAUCCUUCCACUGGUGGCGGAGGAUCAUCGAGAUCAGUUCGCCAUGAUUCUCAUGAUGCUGCUCAUGACUGCCUACAUGCUGGCAUUGAACUACUCUGGCGCUUCGUACUUGACGGGCGUGUUCCUUGCAGGCAUGACCUUCAGUCAGAUACACACAGUUCAUGCGUCUUUCCAGAAGCAUGGUCGGCCCCUGUUGGAGUGGUUGUUGCGGAUCUUCUUCUCCGCAACGAUUGGCUUUCAAGUUCCAGUCAAGUUCUUCUCGAAAGUUUACGUGAUCAAGUGGGGCUUUGCUCUUUUGCUGCCAGUGUUUGCCAAAGUUCCGCUUGGUUUCUUGGUACCACACUUCCAGCGUGACAUCCCGCAAGACUUCCCCUACAACCCCUACUUCAGAGAUGUCAUUGUCACAUCCUUGUCCAUGGCUUGUCGAGGAGAAUUCAACUUUAUCGUGGCUUCCUAUGCGUUGAGCCAAGGGUUGUUUCAGGCGGAAACGUACUCGGCAGUCAUCUUCGCUGUCCUAUUUGGCAGCAUUGUUUGCCCCCUGGUGUUGUCCAAGGUGCUGCAGUACUACAACACCCUAUCCAUUGGCUACCUGGAAGGGAAGCAUCCAAUCGAGCGCAUUGGCAACACUUGUGAUGGGUACCGCCCACUUUUCCUUGCUAUUCAGGCCCGAACCCCUGUCCAUUGGAGCCUCCAGGAGGCGUUUGAACGAAGUCUGGCAGAACAUGGGCUUCUUAUCAUUGACCAUCGAUCUUGGCAUACUCUUGGAAACAGCAAAGAAGCUGUUGAUAUUACAGAGCUGUUUGUGCAAGACACCAAGGUACGAGUGAGAAUCAAAGGCUGUUUCGGGACAACCAUGUCCGGGCGGCGUUCUGGUGGUGCGGACAGUUCCAAGGCGGACCAGGCAAUCAAAGCGACUGACAUGGAAGAACUAGUGAGAAUGCCAACUUCAAACAGCCCAGAUUCAAGCAUCAACGAAGAAACGGACGAAUUGGGCGAGAUUCAGGCUAGGUGCGAAGAAAUCAGAAAAGCCCUGUCCGAAUGCCUUGUGUCUGAUAGCCCUGAAGAUUAUGCUAUUCAGGUUUCACAGUGGGAGGCCUUUGUGGUAGACAAGAGCGGCCCAUCUGAACGUCAGCGCUUUUACUCCUUCCACUCGAAUGUCGCGGAGGACGCGGAAAAGGACGGAGAAGCGUCUGCUGAAGCCACUUCCUUCGUUGACAGUAGCAGUGAGCAGGAUUCGAAACCCAGGCUCCUCAGGAAGAGCACCACCCAUUCCGAACAUCCGGAUGAGGGACCAAGUCUUUCACAAGUUGACUUGUGGGAAGUGGACAAUGGGUGCCACGAUGCGUGCCGUGAAGGUUACGUGCAAUCCCCGGACUGCAAAGGUUGGGGAGUCCAAAACAUCACCGAGGGCCCAGAUGUGGAAGAAGUCGCUCGUCCAAGAAGCCGCCGCCAUCUGCGAGCGGUUAGCUUUGAUGCAAGCCUUCUUACCGCGCAUGAAACGGAGAGAGAUCUGGAAACGAAUGUCAUCCGCGAUCGACUCCAUGGUUAUGUUCGCCACGGCCCUCUUUUGCCUUUGCACGAGAGCUGAUUGCUUCGUCAGUCUCUGCUGCAACUUCCAGGAUCUACGCUCUCCUCCACAUUAAAGUCAAAUGUAAACAUAUACUGAUAAGACUAAAUACGUUGUUACGUCUCAA
Messenger RNA from Seminavis robusta, 3008 nucleotides. The record is from the annotation of a GenBank genome assembly. Lineage: Eukaryota; Bacillariophyta; Bacillariophyceae; Naviculales; Naviculaceae.